AUGGACUCCUCCACCAUAUGCAAAAUGGAAGAGUUGACCCCGGGGACAGAAAUCCGGAUUACUGGCGGAGCGCAUCAUCGCAUUAUUGGCCGCAAAGGCCUGAUUCUGCGAGACAAGCAUCCGACGGGGUCCUCGUUCAACAUACGGCUGCUGGAGGGCGAAGUCACCUCCACUCACGCUCUACACGGCGAGGGUUCGUUAUCGACACCAGUGACUAUCCUCCCGGGCAAUAAUCUGGAGAAGCGGAAGGAGGCCGAGGAGAAGACGGCAGAACCCAAGCUGCUCCCCACUCCGAAGAUCCGGGGGAGGAUCCGACAAGCUGCUUCUACCGAACGGGAGCAGAAGGACAUGCCGCAAGAGCCCGCUUCGAUAGGCCCUGGAGCCAUGGACCGGAGGGAGCAGGACACGAAGACCUCGGAUCAGCACCUUGACGACCCGUCUCUCCCUGGUAAAGGCCGGCCCGGCAACAUCAAGGCCAGCAGACCCAGAUCCAGAUCCCCGCUGCCAAGGCUACGAGGCGACCACUUGACCAAGCAUGAUCAGGCUACCGCGGCUGAAGCUGUAGGGCGAGUCGGCAAAAUGAUUGCCAAGGACGGCCCGACCAAGGCCUCUGGACCGAAGGAGCUGCCCCGAACGGCAGAGACCGAGAAACCCGACCACCGAGGCAAGGACGAGUCCACCCCGCCUACGGAGAUGACGGUCGAGGAUGAGGAAGUGGCAGUGGAGGUGGAGAUGGAACUAGAGGACAGGCAGCCACGACAGCCAGUGACCCUGACAUCUAGAAUCACCCGGAGACGACUGCAGCAGACCCAGGGGAAAACCAAGCCUCGGGCGAAGGCGCCGCCGAAGAAAGCAAAGCGGAGCAGCGGUAACAAGGAGGCCGAUCCACCGAACGCGGCCUUUCUGGUUUCUCACCUCCGAGGAUGA
Symbiodinium sp. CCMP2456 is the source of this 927-nucleotide messenger RNA. The record is from the annotation of a GenBank genome assembly. NCBI's taxonomy places the organism in Eukaryota, Dinophyceae, Suessiales, Symbiodiniaceae.